Molecule: messenger RNA, 1110 nt
Organism: Striga hermonthica
Lineage: Eukaryota; Viridiplantae; Streptophyta; Magnoliopsida; Lamiales; Orobanchaceae
Source: the annotation of a GenBank genome assembly
AUGAACAAACCCUCCACUGCCCUCUGCGGCCGCCUCCGCCAUGUUUUUCUACAGAAGCCCACUUCCACCGCCGUUGCCCCGACCGUCCGAGAUGAAAAUCUCCUAAACUUCGCCAACCAGUUCAAGAAAGAUUCGAACUCCCCAGGCUUCCGCCGCAAUAGCUCUGCAUACAAGUCCGCCGUCCGGCGCCUCACCGAUGCCGGCCAGUUCUCUGCCAUCCACGACAUACUCGACCAUCAGAAGCGCUACCCAGACAUAAAAGUCGAGCACUUUACGGUCCGCCUUAUUCGCCUCUAUGGUGAGGCCAAGAUGGUGGACCAUGCCCAAAAGUUGUUCGACAAAAUGCCCCAGUUAAAAUGUCCACAAACUGUAAUUUCGUUUAAUGCCCUUCUAGCUUCCUGCUUACCUUCUAGACGUUUCUGGAAAAUCCGUGAACUUUUCCGGGAGUUACCGGGGAAAUUGUCCAUAAAGCCAAACGCCAUCUCUUACAACUAUGUGAUUGGUGCUCUUUGCGAAAUGGGGCACUUGGAUGAGGCCAUGCUGAUGCUAAAAGAGAUGGUGGAAACCGGUGUGGAACCCAAUGUGGUCACGUUCGACUCUCUCUUGGGCGCGUUUUACUGCAGUGGUAUGUUCAAGGAUGCGGAAAAUCUAUGGGAAUUAAUGUUGCAGAAGAAUGUUGUUCCUGAUUUGAGAUGCCAUAACUGGAGACUCCAUGGGUUAUUGGGAGAAAACAGAUUACCGGAGGCUAUGGAGCUGUUGAAUGGUUUGGAGGGGAAAGGGUUGAAGCCGGAUGCCCACACUUACAAUAUGAUGAUUAAGGCGAACGAGCGAAAUUUGGACGAGGUAAAAAAAUUGUAUCGGACCAUGGUGGACAAAGGUUGUGAUCUGGAUUCUAUAACAUGCAUGACAGUUAUAACCUUCGCUUUUGAUGAAAACGACAUUGAUUUUGCAUUUGAGUUGUGUAAGAAGCAUUUCGGUGUAAAGAAUGGAGUUUCUAAUAAGAUUAUGAAGAUAAUGAUUGAUGAGCUGGUCGAGCGGUCAGAAAUGGACAAGGCAAAGGAGCUCUCGGAGUUGGUUGAAUCAAAGCAUAAAAUGAGAGGACCUGGUUAA